AUGCCUCCACUCUUUUCGGAUCCUCUUCUCCGUCUUCUGGCUACCUUGGCUCUGGCUUUCCUUUCAAUCCCGGUGACGCUCGCAGCUGGUACUAGGACAAACGUUACCGUGGAUGAUACCGAUGGCAGCGCUACCGGCGGGUUCCAGAUCGUGUACGAGCCUCCCGGCGUCUGGAGCACCGGGCAGAACUGCACGACCUGCGAAGCGAAAGUCGACAAGACAAAGGCGACAGACGGCACUUGGCACGACGUGAGUUUUAUCUCAGACAACCCACCGCCUAGCCCGAUAACUGCGACGCUCACGUUCAACGGUGUCGGAGUGUACGCGUUCUGCAUAAUCACACAAUCAUUCACGGAUCCGAACGGCAACUGGGACCUGACGUUCCUCAUCGACGGCGAGCAGUCUGGCACCUUCGAGCUCGCCCCGGACGGUGACGACACCUACCGAUAUAACGUCCCUGUGUACGGCAAUGACUCCCUCACGCCCGGAACGCACACAUUCACGAUGGUGGUCGGCCACGCGGGCGGACAAUCGUCCCUAGCAUUGUUGGAUUACAUGGUGUUCACCCAAGAAGACGGCGCGGACGCGCCUGUCACCUCAUCCGCCGCGUCUACACCGUCCAGUCCGUCCAGUGUGUCUAGCACCUUUACCGCAUCGUCAAGCGCGACCGCGCCCGCAAUCGAUCCGUCCGCGCACAGCUCAGCAACGACGACGAUCGCGUUGUCCGUCACCCUCACCGCAGUUGCGCUACUCGGUCUCGGCGGAGCGAUCUUCUUCUGCACAAGACGACGCUACCAGCGAAAAUACGCGCAACGCGCCGAGACCUCCACUCUCGAUGGCGGCAAAGCCGAGGGUGACGGUGAGACGCCGUCCACAGCUGGCUUCCGCGCCCUGCCUGUCUUCCCCCGCACGCGCGCGUCCGACAUCGACCCACAACAAGUCGCGCACCCCUUCUUCGUGCCCCCACCACCACUCUCCCCGCCCUCACGAUCUCCCUCGAACGCGACGAGCUACACGUGGCUACCGGAAGCGGGCGCCUACGUCGCAGUGAAGCCCACGGCGCCUGCCGCGUCCGUCCACUCACUCGCGUCUGCGUCUCAGUCGCGUAUGGACGCAGAUCUUCCGCCAGUCCCGCAAUCCCCUCAAUCCCCAGCAGGCGCGUCCUCGCACGAGCCGACCACGCUGGCGGGCUCCGGCUCCGGUUCUGGCGCCCAACCCGCGGGCCGCGCUCGGGGCGGCAGCGUCCUGCGGUACGUGCAGAACGACGAGGGCCCAGAGGCGCUUUCUCCCUUGUCGGAGCACUCGAAAGCACCUCUACCGUCGUCGCCUGUUUCACCGUCCGCGGGCGGGUCGCAGCACGGAUCGGGGCCGAUGACGGUGUUGGGUACGGAUAUGGACAUGGAGGAGGGGCCGCCGCCGUACGCGCCAAGGGCACCGUCAAGAGUCGGACAGCAAUAG
This is a messenger RNA of Trametes versicolor FP-101664 SS1, 1458 nucleotides long. RefSeq lists its product as uncharacterized. The record is from RefSeq and is a predicted model, not a curated record. NCBI's taxonomy places the organism in Eukaryota, Fungi, Basidiomycota, Agaricomycetes, Polyporales, Polyporaceae. Bases 1 to 1458 code for a protein of 485 amino acids. The transcript is spliced from 3 exons.